Messenger RNA from Nakaseomyces glabratus, 2211 nucleotides. RefSeq names its product mismatch repair protein MLH3 (gene MLH3). The record is from RefSeq and is a predicted model, not a curated record. Lineage: Eukaryota; Fungi; Ascomycota; Saccharomycetes; Saccharomycetales; Saccharomycetaceae. Gene Ontology annotation, biological process: mismatch repair. Gene Ontology annotation, cellular component: mismatch repair complex. Gene Ontology annotation, molecular function: ATP-dependent DNA damage sensor activity; mismatched DNA binding; ATP hydrolysis activity.
AUGAUACACGUUCUUCCGAAAGAAACAUGGCAGGUUUUGCGCGCGGAUACUCAGAUAACCGGUAUUGACAGUGUUUUGAGAGAGCUGUUACAGAAUGCAGUGGAUGCAGGUGCCAGUACAGUCGAUGUAAGCUUUAGUAUCAAGAAGAACAUGUGUAUGGUGGCAGAUGAUGGCUGUGGUAUGACUAGAAAGGAUUUGGAUUUGUUGGGAAGGCCUCAUAUUACAUCCAAGAUACGCAACUUUCGGGACUUAGAGAGAUUUGGUAAUGGCAAUGGUACUAUGGGCUUCCGUGGGGAAGCCAUAUUUGCGAUAUCACAGAUCUCGGAGCUCACAAUGAUGACUAAGCAUAGCGAUUUUAGGGCGCAUUACUGGCGCGAUUUUCCAAUGACAUCCGUGCUUACUACAGAAGAAGACAUAAGAAGCUCGUUGCAUGCACAAUAUCUGUCAACCACACCAUUUUACGAAGAUAUCUGGGCAAGAUCGUCAGGAACAGUAGUAAUAGUGUCAGAUUUGUUCAAAUAUAUACCUGUUAGGAAGAAAACAUUGGAAAAUGUGCCUGUAGCAACUAUUACAGACUCCAUCAGAGAAGAUUUUUAUCAGAUUUUGGUCAGGAAUCCGAAUCUUAAGUUAAAUAUUUUUACUUUUGACGAUAACUAUAAAAAUUUUGAGUUUCUAAAUCAUGUCAAGGAACAAUAUUUACACUCAUUAGGCUCCAUCCCCAUUCACAAUGCCUUUAUUCGAGUGUAUGGACAUGUUGUCCCGGAUCCUUCUAUCAAAAUCGUAAAAUUAAGCUUCAGAGAAUAUAAUAUAACUGGACUUAUAUCUAACUGUCAAGUGCGAAGCAAGAGUUUUCAAUUUGUGUUUGUUAAUGGUAGAAGAUAUUCAAACUCGGAAUUUCUCGGAAAGAUCAAUAGGAUAUUUGAUCAAAGUACAUUUGCGACUAACGCAGUCGAGAAAGAUACCAGGCUAGGAAAGAGAAGCGCCAGAUCUUAUCCUUUAUUUGUCAUCAAGAUUGAUGGACCAGCUCACGUGCAAGAUCUUAUUCAGAGCACCUCAAAGGAUAUUAUCCACUUGUCAGAUGGUAAAUUAAUAAAUAUACUGAUUCUGAAAGUAAUAUAUUCGUUCCUUAAGGAUCAAGGCUUUCUGACUGAGAUUCCUACCCAGCUAAAUGAUGAUAAUUGCGAUCGUAUAGACCAAUUGGGUACUCUUGAAGAACCUAUAUUUAUGGAUAAUGAUUUUCAUCGAGAUUUUGUAAUAAGGAACAAUGUCAAAAUGGCAAAAUAUAAUAAGGUUAGCCAUGCUAACAUUAGCCACCCAUGGAAAAGGCAAAGGUUGGAUUAUCCUGUUCGCAGAACUUCAAAAUGGUGGAAGGAAAGGUCUGUAAAUGAACUACACCAAUCAAGAAUAUCUACUAAGUUUGCACCUAUAAAGAAAUGGGCCGCAUACGAAAAAUUGCAUGUAUUUGAUUAUAAAGACAGGUUUCUGAGUAGGUCUGAUGAUUUGAAGGAGGUAGAUGUCGUAAAUCAGGUUGAUCAGAAGUUUAUCCUACUAAGACAGAAAUCGGCGCGUGGGAACUUCGAAUUAUAUAUAAUCGAUCAGCAUGCCUGCGAUGAAAGAAUAAGAUUAGAAUCCUUUUUGAAACAAUAUAUUUGUGAUAUAAUGGCCAAUGCAUUGGCUGUACAAAAAAUAUUCCAAAGUAGGAUUGAGAUAGCCAUCUCCGAGAAAGAAAAUUUUGAGCAAUACCGCCAUGAAUUUUCUAAAUGGGGUAUAUACUAUAAUGUUGUUCAUUCUAAUAACAACUAUUCAUUGGAUAUUUUUGCUUUGCCUGAUAUGCUCGCCGAUAAGAUUAAAGCUAAUGAAGAACUUAAGGAUAUGAUGCUACAGCAUAUAUUUGAUUUAAAAGAUGGUUCACGAUCCAGGAUUAAAACAAUUUCUAGUUUGGAUGCACAAUUUUUAUCAGGUGGUUGGUGGAGCAACGUCAAUAAGAUUCCAUCAUUUAUUAGAAGAUUCUUUGACAGUAAAGCUUGUAGAAGCGCUAUAAUGUUCGGAGAUACAUUGAACUUGCAGGAAUGUCGAGACUUGGUUAGGAGAUUAAAUGGAUGCAUUCAACCUAAUUUUUGUGCCCACGGAAGACCGUCUGUUGUUGAACUAAUUGGUCAUCAACAUCAGUGGGAACUGAAAAACUUCACUGCUGAUUACGACUAUGAUUAA